ACCCUCUCGUGCUGACGAGAGCUUCUUUUCAUAACUAUUUGCCAUCGGAGCAACAUUCUCGAUCACACGCAUAUCUUCAAUAUUGGAUAAAUCACAGCCACAAUGUCACUCAAAAGAGCAAAUUCAGCGUCUUCUUUCCUCACAGGGACGACUCUCGAAAACGAGCCCGACGAGCAGUUCACAAAGCAAGACUCAAGGCUCGAGGUUCACGAAGUCUCAAACGAAGGCUCAUCCUCAUCCUCUCACCAGCCCGCUUCACAAAAGACGCCGCAAUCGCAACAGCAAAAGGACCGCAAGCCGAUCCCCAAAAUGAUUGCGCACCUUAAAUACAAGUAUCGGAGAGCGCAACGCCGCCGUAAAUCUACGCCUGUCCCCGCCCGUAAGCGCAUAGAACGCAUGGACCUCGAAUAUCGCUGGGCUACCGGGUCAUCUAAAGAUCCGUCCGCCUGGCGAAUGCGAGGAGAUCUGCGUUAGAAUUCCGGGUUCUUUUUUUGGUCCAUCAACGAAGGCCGGCGAAUGACAUUCAGGAUUUGUGGUCCUUCGACUAGCAUCCACAUGCCCGUUCGCGAAUCCAUAUCAUGUCGAUGCCAGCGCGAGAAGCUUGUUCCGCAGCGCGGCGACAAAGGCCUUGAUCAUUCUGGUGAUGGCCAACACGGGAGAGCCAAAAGACUGCAGCGCCCGUUAGCUGCGGUUGCGACUGCU
Messenger RNA from Aplosporella prunicola CBS 121167, 702 nucleotides. RefSeq lists its product as uncharacterized. The record is from RefSeq and is a predicted model, not a curated record. The coding region runs from base 103 to 474 and encodes 123 amino acids. NCBI's taxonomy places the organism in Eukaryota, Fungi, Ascomycota, Dothideomycetes, Botryosphaeriales, Aplosporellaceae. The transcript has 2 exons.